This is a messenger RNA of Cygnus olor (mute swan), 6180 nucleotides long. It is a transcript of the gene PDE5A, whose product is annotated as phosphodiesterase 5A. The record is from RefSeq and is a predicted model, not a curated record. Gene Ontology annotation, biological process: signal transduction. Lineage: Eukaryota; Metazoa; Chordata; Aves; Anseriformes; Anatidae. Gene Ontology annotation, molecular function: protein binding; 3',5'-cyclic-GMP phosphodiesterase activity.
CCCGCCGCGGGCCGGGGAUGCGCUGAGGUGCGGCGGCGGGGCCGGGGCUUCCUCCCGCCCGCUUCGGGCGAGCACCUGGGCGCGGGGCGGGGGCGGCCCCCGGCCGGAGGAGGUCGGGCGGCGCUGAAGGGGGUCGAAGGGAGCGGGCAGGGCUGUGGGAGCGGAGCAUGGAGCGCAGCUGCCGCCCCCCGCCGGAGCAGGAAGCGGUGGAAGCGUGGCUGGACGAUCACUGCGACUUCGCCCGCUCCUACUUUGUUAGGAAAGCCACAAGAGAAAUGGUUAAUGCAUGGUUUGCUGAGAGAGUUCAUACCAUCCCCGUCUGCAAGGAGGGAACCAAGUCUCAGAGUGAAUCCUGUGCUUGUCACCAGCCUGCCUGUGCUGAGACUACCAACUCUGGGACGCCAGCGAGGAAAAUCUCUGCUUCUGAAUUUGACAGACCCUUACGGCCUAUUUUUGUCAAGGACUCAGUAGGAGCAGUGACCUUCCUCUCUGGCUCUGAAAAGAAGGAACAGAUGCCUCUGCAAUCUCCAAGGAUUGGGACCAGUGCAGGGGAUCAGUGCUCAAGGCUCUUAGAACUUGUGAAAGAUAUUUCUAGUCACUUGGAUGUCACAGCACUUUGCCAUAAAAUUUUCCUACAUAUCCAUGAGCUUAUAGCAGCUGAUCGCUAUUCCCUGUUCUUGGUCUGCGAGGAUAGCUCUAACGAGAAGUUUCUUGUAAGCAGACUGUUUGAUGUGGCUGAAGGCUCCACCCUAGAAGAAGCUUCAAACAGCUGCAUUCGCCUUGAGUGGAACAAGGGCAUCGUGGGCCAUGUGGCUGCUAUCGGCCAGCCUCUGAACAUCAAAAAUGCGUAUGAGGAUCCACGAUUCAAUGCAGAAGUCGACCAGAUCACGGGGUAUAAGACUCAGAGUAUUCUUUGUAUGCCAAUAAAGAAUCAUAGGGAAGAGGUUGUUGGUGUGGCUCAAGCAAUCAAUAAGAAAUCGGGAACUGGUGGGACUUUCACUGAACAAGACGAAAAGGAUUUUGCUGCGUAUUUGGCAUUUUGUGGAAUUGUUCUUCAUAAUGCUCAAUUGUAUGAAACAUCUUUGCUUGAAAACAGGCGUAAUCAGGUGCUUCUUGAUCUUGCCAGCCUGAUUUUUGAAGAGCAACAGUCUUUGGAAGUAAUUCUGAAGAAGAUAGCUGCCACUAUAAUAUCUUUCAUGCAGGUGCAGAGGUGUACCAUCUUCAUAGUGGAUGAAGAUUGCACUGAUUCAUUUUCUAGUGUGUUUCACAUGGAAUCUGAAGAAUUAGAGGAUUCAGCUGAAAACCUGAAGAGGGACUGUGAUACAAACAAAAUCAAUUAUAUGUACGCUCAGUAUGUCAAGAAUACUAUGGAGCCUCUCAACAUCCCAGAUGUCUGCAAAGAUAGAAGAUUUCCCUGGACAUCAGAAGAAACUGAAAAUGUAAAUCAACACAUAAAGAGUUUGCUGUGUACACCAAUAAAUGGGAAAAAGAAUAAGGUGAUAGGGGUUUGCCAGCUUGUGAAUAAGAUGGAAGAAAACUCAGGCAAAAUCAAGGCUUUCAACAGAAAUGACGAAGAGUUCCUGGAAGCUUUUGUCAUCUUUUGUGGCUUGGGGAUCCAGAAUACACAGAUGUAUGAAGCUGUAGAAAGAGCAAUGGCUAAACAGAUGGUGACAUUAGAGGUUCUCUCAUACCAUGCUUCUGCUGCAGAGGAGGAAACGAGGGAGCUGCAGGUAACAGCGGCUGCUGUAGUACCAUCUGCACAAUCUCUCAACCUAACUGACUUCAACUUCAGCGAUUUUGAGCUAUCGGAUUUUGAAACAACACUGUGUACAAUUCGAAUGUUCACAGACCUCAAUCUGGUGCAGAAUUUCCAAAUGAAACAUGAGGUUCUCUGCAGAUGGAUUUUAAGCGUGAAGAAAAAUUAUCGGAAAAAUGUUGCUUAUCACAAUUGGAGACAUGCCUUUAAUACAGCACAGUGCAUGUUUGCAGCUUUAAAAUCUGGUAAAAUUCAGAGCAAACUGACUGACUUAGAAACACUGGCUUUACUGAUAGCAGCUCUAAGCCAUGAUUUGGAUCACAGAGGAGUGAACAACUCUUACAUACAAAGAAGUGAACAUCCACUGGCUCAACUCUAUUGCCACUCUAUCAUGGAGCAUCACCAUUUCGAUCAAUGCCUGAUGAUCCUGAAUAGUCCAGGAAAUCAGAUUCUCAGCAGCCUUUCCAUCGAGGAAUACAAGGCCACACUGAAAAUGAUAAAACAAGCCAUUCUAGCCACAGACCUAGCACUAUACAUAAAGAGGAGAGGAGAAUUUUUUGAACUUCUAAGGAAGAAGCAAUUUAAUUGGGAAGAUCCUAUGCAGAAGGAGCUAUUUUUAGCAAUGCUGAUGACUGCUUGUGAUUUAUCAGCCAUAACCAAACCAUGGCCAGUUCAGCAACGGAUUGCUGAGCUUGUAGCUACUGAGUUCUUUGAUCAGGGUGAUAAAGAGCGGAAGGAACUCAACAUAGAACCAACAGAUUUAAUGAACAGAGAGAAGAAAAACAAAAUUCCAAGCAUGCAAGUUGGAUUCAUUGACGCUGUUUGUUUGCAGCUGUAUGAGGCCCUAACGCAUGUAUCAGAGGCCUGCUACCCUUUACUGGAUGGCUGUAGGAAAAAUAGGCAGAAAUGGCAAUCCUUAGCUGAACAACAAGAGAAGAAUCUGAUUAAUGGAGAAAGCAAUCAAGCCAAACGGAACUGAGAUGCCGAUUUAAAAACCACAAGCUUAAGUUCACGUAGAAGACAUAGUAAUAGGGGAGUUCUGCAUUUUACUAAACACUGUAUGGAUUUGGAUUAUGUUUUGCCACUGCUGUAUUAUUUUUCCACAUUUCAAGAUAUAGCAUGACCAUGUAUAUGUCAAGGUUAUAUAAAGAUCAUAUAUUUCUUUUAUUACAUCUGAGUGAGAUCAAAAAAGAUCUGCAAAGUUAGCUUAUGCUACCCUAUUCCACAAGAAGGUACGAGUGCAGUUACUCGACUGUCUCUGAGAGCCUAUUACUUUAUAGAUGUAUAUAGUUGUUCAGUGAUCAUGUUGUGGCCAGUAUCUUAAAGACUACUGCAUUUCGCACCUUUUUUCCUCUUCCAGUUUUGCUGUGUUAGGUUGUAAAAGAAAUGAGUGGUCUUGCCUCCUCUCUUCCCAGAGGCUGUGAAGAAAGAUUGGGACUAACUCUGGGGAGCUUAAUCCAGCAUAUACUAUGCUGACUUCUUUCAGGAGACAGAACUGGGCUUUGAAGUGAAAUAGCCCCAGAAUUUGUGUACCCAGUAGUUUUUUCAUAUGUUAAGAAUGUCUUAGCAAAUGUCUUGCAUUUGGAUCAAUAUUUUAAAACCCUGUGAAUUACUAGGCAAUGGAGGACUUAGGGGUUAUGUGGUAUAAGUGUCAUAAUUAUCCAUGGAUAAUGGAAAUUGCUUGUUGAUUAAAUACAACAUAACUGACAGGCUGCCUUGGAAGACUGAUUCCUAUAGAAGUCUGCAGGAAGCAAAAAGAGAAAUGGAAACUAAACAAGAUCAUUUUUAUAUGGUUUUAACUUCAUUUUGAAGUUGAAUUUAACAUCAUCAUAACCAGCAAACUAAAUCACAGGCAGGAAAAGUGGAAGAGAAUGUGACUGCAAGAGAUGAAAUCCGAAUCAGAAUGAUGCAGGAAUGGCAUACUUCCAGUGACCAUCAAGGACCAGUGCUAUUAUGAAAUGGCUAUGACCACUUUGAAGAAAAUUUUAUGUUAAUAUCUUUUAAAAAUCAUUUUUAGCAGCACUAGUUAAUGUUAAAAAUGAUCCACCAUGUCUUAAAGGAAUAUGAAAAAAGAAUACUGAAAGCAAAUAUAGACUAGAAUGCUACAGGGAUUUACCAAAAGUAAGAAUUAAUUAACUUGCACUAGGAGAAGAAGGCAUUGAUAUUUAUUCAAAUGAAGAUGAAUCAUAAAAAUUGUUUUGAACUGAUCAUUGGGAACCAAUUCAAGAAAAUAUGCACGUAAGACAAUCCUAAAAGAGUAGUACAAAGAGUACAAUGCUUUGGUUGGGCAGGAUUAAGAGACUAAUGUCAGCAAUCUAAGAUUGGUUAGUGGUAAGUAUAACUUCAGCUACACAGAGACAGAAUAUGUUGAUUUAUUUAUUUUUUUAUCUGUAGUAAGGACUGUAGAUAAAAUCAAAAAAAGUAUAAUGUAAAGGUCAUACACUUAGUAUCAUACUUGAAGGACAGGAGUUAUUUUGUAUCACAGUAAUCCAGAAAAUUCUUGUUGGAAACUGCAAUAAAUUUGUCUUCCCAGGGGACUAUCAAUCUCACCUCUAGUAGCUGGUUAGAAAGACACCGAAAACAACCUCUUUUUAUGCAUUUAAAUAAGCAAUACCAGCAGCUAACAAAAAAUGAAGCAAGUGCUUCAAAAUGUUCCACAAAAAAUGUUCCAUUUUUAAAAAAUGUAGAAUAAUGUAUUCUUACAUUUUGCAGCAUUUCUGCCAACCUGUAUUAUUUGCCACUGAUUAAAUCCCAUCUCAAAUUUCUCUAAUGACUACCAAUAACAUAUUAUUGCAGCUGUAUUUGAAAACUUUUUUUUCUAUAAAAGUAUUUCUCCUACGGGGUUUUUGUUUUCUUUUUUUUGGAUUUUCCAAGAAAGUAUGGAAUUCAACAGUAAUUAAGAAUUCUAGAGCUAUUGUUAUGCUGUGUUCCAUACGUGUAUUUAUAUGCAUACACAGUACAAUAUAUGUAUGUAAUAGGUCAUAGACAUGCAGAAAAAUUACAGCACACUGCCCCCUCAGUCUCCCACCUCAAAAGAAAUAUAAUGUUUUUAGGUACUUUUUGAUAAAUAGGAAUCUUGCUUCAGGAUUUGCAUAGUCCUUGUAUAUUCUUUUCCUUGAAUGUUUGAGAUGCUGAACUAUAAUUAUUAUGUCAACUGAGGAAAUACGUAUUUAAUAUAAAUAUGAACAAAGUAUAUGUAUAUAAAGAUGUAUUCUUGCUGGUAUGGUUGAGACUAGUAAUUCAUGGUGACAACACAGCAAAUCAACUACGGUAGUAUUACAGUGUAGUGAUGUAUCAUUUACAUUAAGGUUCCAGUAUUAUAUUCCUUUGCUAUAUUGUGUGUUCAACAAAGCUUUAUUAUGAUAUAUACUUGUACCUAUUACAAAAGAAUGCUGGAUUCUUACCUUUGACUUGAAAAAAAUGCACAAGUUGCAUUUUUCAAAGGUUCACUUAAAACGAACACAGUUAUACAGUAUGUGCAUAUAUUUAAUUACAUAUUUGUACACACUUAUCCCACAAUCUCUUCCACUACAAAGAUUGGAACAUUCAUAGAAAUAUAGUUCCUAGUAAAUAAAUCAUUUAAAUGUCACAAUAUACCUGUAUCUGUAUAUAUUUCUACAAAAACAAACCCUUUAACUACUGGUUAUAGAAUCUUAAGAGCAUAGUUUGCUGUACUUUGUGAAAAUUCAGAGAAUAAUCAAAUUGCAUAUGUAGUGUGUUUCACUCUGCCUGAAGGCAAAGUCAAAGGGUGCUGGUUUUGUCUCAUAGCUUUGUGUGGACUGUUUGCAGGAAGUUUUAUUUUAUUUCAUAGUGUAGAUAGGUGACAAUAUGAAAAAAAAGCCAGGCUGUUUUUUGACUGAAAUUCAUUGCCUUCAGAAUUUAAAUCCAGCCAUGCCGCUAUCAUAAAUUUCAUCAUGAAUUGUGUAUCUGAUUAUUUUAGUCGGCUUUCAACCGUACUCCGCCCUAACUUACAUUGUUUAGCUAAAGAAAUCAAGCAGAAGAUACAAGCAGAAAUGGAGUUCAGCACUUUGUCAGUUCAGUCUUAUGUCUGCUAAAGCUGUUGUGAACUUUGUUAUUUAAGUCUUCAGGUACAGAAUUUGUCCCACUAAUUUUUAAUCCUAGUCUCAAUUAAGACAAGUUAUGAUCCCACUUGUUCUCAGACAUGCACAUAUAUUCUUUUGAAGUCACUCCGCAGUGCAGGUUAAUGCUUAAAAUACACUUUUUUUGUCCCCCUUCUGAAAAAAAAUAACUUGUCAUGUGUAUUAACAUAUACAAAAUUGAUUAACCCUAGAUCUUCUAAUUAAAAAUAACCGUGAGGCUCUUAAGCUGCAGGUAGUACUUUUCCCAGCAGGUUAGCCACACAUCCAGUAUUACCUGUGGAAUAUAUAGGUUUCCUAUUAUCCACAAACAUUUUUAUUUUUUUU